CGUCAACGAAAGGGGCAUGUCCGAACGUCUUGACUGACAUAUAGAGCACUAGAGAGGAUAAGUGUCUUGUUCUGUCUGCUUGGGACAUUCAUGGGGCUUUAAAUUUCUCACCGGGACAGAGCCACCCAGGGAGGUUAGUGAGGUUUUGUUGUCUCCAUGAGCUCCAGGUGAGGAGAGAGUGAGCGGAGCUUCUGUGAACUGCACUGAAAUUCAAUUUGCAGGUGCAUGGUUCUCAUUGCUAUUGAAGACAAAUUUUGUCUUAGUCGUGAGCUUGCCCUGCCAUAUAGGAAUAAUGACCGUUGCCAAUGCCAAGUCUGGCACAGCCAUGCAGCAGGUGCUGGAUAACCUCAAGGAGCUGCCGCCGUCAACAGGAGCCAAAGACAUCGACCUCAUCUUCCUCCGUGGCAUUAUGGAGAGUCCCAUAGUUCGUUCCCUCGCUAAGGCACACGAGCGAUUGGAGGACGUUAAGCUGGAGGCGGUGCAAAGUAAUAACGUGGAGCUAGUGAGCGAGAUCCUGUCGGAUAUGAGCACACUGAUCAGUCAUGAUGAAAGUGCAGCAGAACUCUGUAAGAUCCUGAAGGAACCGCACUUCCAGUCCCUGUUAGAAGCUCACGACAAGGUGGCCUCUAAGUCAUAUGAAGCUCCUCCCACCAGCACCAAUUCCACAAGCAUGACCAGCUCAUCCCUCAUGCCGGCUGACACGGUUCGCAUGAUCAGCAUCCAGAAGAAGGCCGGAGAGCCUCUGGGUGUAACAUUCCGGGUGGAGGAGGGCGACCUUGUCAUCGCGCGUGUUAUGCAUGGCAGCAUGAUUGACAGGCAGGGGAUGCUGCACACAGGUGAUGUCAUCCGAGAGGUGAACGGCCGAGAGGUGGGCAAAGACCCCAUGGCGUUACAGCACAUGCUGAGGGACUGCAAUGGAACCAUUACACUCAAAAUCCUGCCCAGCUACAGGGACACACCUCCACCCGCACAGGUGUAUCUGAAGCCACAUUUCAACUACAAUCCUGACACUGAUAACCUGAUCCCUUGUAAAGAGGCGGGUUUGGCUUUCUCUAAAGGAGACAUUCUGCAUAUAGUGAACAAGGAGGACACCAACUGGUGGCAAGCAUGUAACAUAAAUGGAGGCCGUACUGGCCUGAUCCCCAGUCAGUUUCUUGAGGAAAAGAGGAAGGCGUUUGUUAGGAGAGACCUGGAUGGUUCAGGAAUCCUCUGUGGGACAUUAACUGGAAAAAAGAAGAAAAAGAAAAUGAUGUACUUAACAGCAAAAAAUGCAGAAUUUGAUCGGCAUGAAUUACAGAUCUAUGAGGAAGUAGCAAAGAUGCCUCCAUUCCAGAGAAAAACUCUUGUGUUGAUUGGUGCACAAGGUGUAGGCCGCCGAAGCCUCAAGAACCGUCUGAUUGUGUUAAACCCACUGCGAUAUGGAACUACUGUACCUUUCACUUCCCGGCGUCCUCGGGAUGAUGAAAAAGACGUCCAGUCGUACUGCUUUGUUUCCCGAGAGGAAAUGGAGAUGGACAUCAAGGCAAGUCGAUACCUUGAGCACGGAGAAUAUGACGGAAAUCUGUAUGGAACCAAAAUUGACUCUAUCCAUGAAGUCGUUCGCACAGGACGUACUUGCAUACUGGACGUCAACCCACAGGCGCUAAAGGUACUGAAGACAUCAGAGUUUAUGCCAUUUGUGGUUUUCAUCGCCGCCCCAGAGCUCGAUACACUACGGGCCAUGCACAAAGCUGUGGUGGAUGCUGGGAUCACAACCAAGCUACUGACGGAAACGGACCUAAAGAAAACAGUGGACGAAAGCGCCAGGAUCAAGCGGGCGUACAAUCACUACUUUGAUCUGACUAUUGUUAAUGACAAUCUGGACAAGGCCUUUGAGAAACUGCAGGAAGCUGUGGAGCAGCUGGCUACACAACCGCAAUGGGUCCCUUUGAACUGGGUUUACUGAGACAUACAGCCCAUCAUCAUCAUCACCAUCAUCAUCACCAUCACCACCAUCACCAUCAUCAGCGGCGGCGGCAAAGAACACAAGUUCACAUUGAACGGACCCACCAGUCACUAUGCAAAUGUACACUAGCUAUCCAGUCAGGACAGACAUAAGGGAAGUGUACUUAUUUAUUAACAUUUUUUAUGUUCUACUGACUAAACGUACUUUAAAGAAUGUAACUUGGAGGGACAGAAACAAAUAGGAAUUUUUGAAUGACUUGUAUGGAAAAUUAUCAUUUUAAUGACAGGUAUAAGCUGUAUUACAGUAUUGAAAGCAGGAGUCUGUUUUCUUGCUGUAAUUUUAGUGUUACUAACAUUGGUUUACAGUGCAGGAUUCAUCUCGCAUCUCUUCAUCUUUCUGAACUGUGAUGUCAUAUAGUUCAGUCACUACAGUAUGUCAAAUAAUAGUUUAUCCAGCUUCUGACUUGUUAAGACCUUCAUUAGGGUCAUCCUGUUAGGCUUGAUUUUUAGUUAAAUUCAAGGAACGAAAGGAGUAAGCCAAUUUUAACUUUUUAUAAAUAUGGGUGCACUUUAUUUUACAGUCCUGUUCUACAUAUAUGCGCUAUUUACUUACUAUAAUUACUAGGUACUCACCCUGAACCUACUGCUAAAGCGCAAUGUACCUUAAAGGAUUAGUUCACUUCAGAAUUGAAAUUUCCUGAUAAUGUACUCACCCCCGUGUCAUCUAAGAUGUUUAUGUAUUUCUUUCUUCAUUCGUAAAGAGAUUUAAAUUUAGGAUUUUUCUCCAUAUAGUGGACAUCAGUGGGGUUCAACGAGGUUGAAGGUCCAAAUUGCAGUUUCAGUGCAGCUUCUAAGGGCUCUACACGAUCCCAGCCGAGGAAUAAGGGUCUUGUCUAGCGAAACGAUCAAAAAAAAUAAAAUAAAACUUGACAUACUUUUUAACCACAAAUGCUCAUCUUGCACUAGCUCUGCGAUCCGACACACAUUACGUAAUCAUGUUGGAAAGGUCACGCAUGACGUAGAUCGUGUAGAGCCCUUUAAAGCUGCAUUGAAACUGCAAUUUGGACCUUCAAAAGGUUGGUAUCCGCUAAAUUCCACUAUAUGGAGAAAAAUCCUGGAAUGUUUUCCUCAAAAACCUUAAUUUUUUUUUUCGACUAAAGAAAGAAAGAACAUCUUGGAUGACAUGGGGGUGAGUACAUUUUAAUUCUGAACUGAACUAAUCCCGUUUUGACGCGAAAGCUUGGUCUAUGUGUACAGCCGAACACAUCUAGUGUCUGCGCUAUUUCUCUUCAAAAGUUAUGACCGAUUUAAAAAAAACAAAAUUGUACUCGUCUAAACUAGAGUUGCAUGUAUCACGUGCAUUUAUUUUUGUUGCCAUCUCCAGUAGUUUGUUGUUGCUUCUUUUUUGACUGUGAAACUAGUUUCGCCACCUUAUGGACAAACUAAUUACUGCAGAAAAAAUUCAAGGUGUACGCAAAAACUGAGCAUGCAGAAUAUGAAAAAUGUAGGUGUCUGUUGUUGUAACAAUCUCCAGUAGUCUGUCGUCGUUGUCGUUGUCGUUUUUAUCUCAUCUGUUUCUUGACUGUGAAACAACAGGCUGGGCCAGUUUUUCCACCUUGUGGACAAACAAAUUAGUGCAAAGAAGUUCAAGGCUCAUGUGCAAGAUGAGCAUACAAAAUAUAUGUGCAGUUUGAAAAAUCUGGGCCUGUCCCAAUAUCCACACUUGUGGUUUUGGCCACUUGAGAUUGUGUGCAUGCAACAGGAAGUAACUGCACAAGACUUCCCCAUGUCUGAAAAAUACCAAAGUGCAGUACACUUAACGCACACCAAAUCAGUGUUGGAGCUGUCUUUGAGGCUAAGAGUAUACCAUAGUUCAUCACGUUAAGGAAUUUGCUUGCCCUGAUUUCGUGACAUGUCUAAGGAAAACUUUCCAGUGCAAGUUUAAUUAGAUGUUGCAUAUAAUUUGGAGAGAUGAGACUGCAGAGAUUAUAUGUAUUUUGUUAAACGUUUGCAAAAGACGAGAUGUUUUAGUGAUUGUGGUGCUUCAAUUACAUUGUGUUCCAUUGAGUGAACAAAAGUCUUAAGACACUUGCAGUCUUUACACCCACUUGAACACUUUGGCCAAACAUAUAUAAGUAGACAUGUGGUCAAGUACAGAAAAACCACAUUGGGACAGGCCCUCUGUUUGCAUGUGUAUAGUUAUACGUACUAUGCUGAUAAUGAAAUUAACAUAACGCACAUUGGUACGCAUACUCUAGCGUACGUGUAAGAACUGAAGUACACAAUGAGCCCAAACUAUACUUCAGUUUUAAACCCUUGGCAUAUGUGCACAACAGAUGUUCAUUCGAUGGUGUCAGGUGCUUGACCCUUACAUACUAGAAAGUUUCAUCCUUGUCCAAUGUCUGAGUUGUUUCUCUCCAGAAGUUAUGACCGAUUUAAAAAAAAAAAAAAAAAAAAAAAAAAAAGUGUUGUCGUUUAAACUACAAUUGCAUGUAUCUCUUAAUCGCCUUUUGUCAACGUGUGUGUUUGUUGCAGUCUCCAAUAGCUGUUUUUCGUCUCAUAUGUUUCUUUUUCAACUUUGAAACAAACCGCUCUGUCACCUUGUAGACUAAUUAGUGCAAAGGCGAAUGCACAAACUGAGCAUACAGAAAAUGAAAAAUCUUGCUGCACGAGUACCAUACUAAUGAAGAAAUUUACGUCUGCGUCUGAAAUUUUUUCCAAGUGUCUGUGUGAAAAAUGAAGUAUACUUUGAGCUUAAGGGACGGUUCACACAGAAUGUUUUUGUUACACUGAACUGCUUUUGAAUUGUUUUUCUAUUUGAACAUGCAUCUUACUGCUUUUCAGCAUCUCGUACAUGACACUUUGUCUUGAACUUUUAACCACAUUUUAUAGGGAUUGUUGACCCAAAAAUGAAAACUGUCAUUUACUCACCCUCAAGUUGUUCCAAACCUGUAUGAAUUUCUUUCUUCUACUGAACACAAAUAUAUUUUGAAGAAUGUUUGGUUACCGACAGUUGAUGGGGUCCUGUUGACUUCAAAAUAUCAUCUUUUGUGUUCAGCAGAACAAAGAAAUUCAUACAGGUUUGGAACAAGUUGAGGGUGAGUAAUACCAUGAUAACACGGCUCAAAACCUUGGCUGCUUUUCCAUUCGCCUGCGCCGCACCUUUGCAGUUGGAUACCAUUGUGUGGCAUCUCGCUUUUUUAAAAGCAGAAAUGUGUUCUGUGUGUACAGCCCCUAAUCUCUGGGCAACUCUGGCCCACUAGGUCCACCAUCCUGGAGAGUUCAGCUCCAACUCUGAUCAAACUCGCAUGUCUGUAGCUUUCUUGUAAUCCUGAAGACCUUGAUUAGCUGGUUCAGUUGUGUUUGAUUAAGGUUGGAGCAAAAAUCUGCAGGAAAGUGAGUCUCGUUGGCCCAUCCCCGCCCUAAACCCAUACCUAAGUCCAAGUUACCUUAGCUGCGUCUCAAUUCAGAGGCUGCAUCCUUCGAAGGACACGGACUUCAAAGGCCACGCCUUUGGAACGACAAAGCCUUCGUUGCGUCGCGGUGACUCAUUCGGCCUUCGAAGAAUGCAACCUCUGAAUUGGGACGCAGCACUUGCUACUCGCAGUAUACUUAGUACUUUUUUGUGUAAGUGCAUGUACUAUAAAAUAAAGUGCAACCAAUAUCACGGUUUCAAUUAUAUUGUUGUAGAAUUAUGAGCUCAGUCAUUAUGCUGCUUGUAUGUCAUAGUAUACAGAAUAAGAGCGGCAUUUAGCUAAAUGCCUUUUACAUGGGCACAAAAUCACCUUUUAACAUGGAAUAUAGACCAAGUGUGUCAUGAUCACAAGCUACCUGGCCUCACAGAUUCACAAGUCUUUUUUGUCUGUAGUGAUGUAUCGCUGUCUCUGGCAACUUGCUCCAGUGUCUUUUUCAAGGCUGUAUAACUCCGAUUUUUAUCCAGCUUGUAUUCACUUGAAAAUUCUAUAUUUUGCAAUACAGAGAGUUGUAUUUUCUGAAAUUAAACGGCUGUCUAAUAAAUUAAUCUUAAUUUUGAA
Messenger RNA from Ctenopharyngodon idella (grass carp), 5978 nucleotides. RefSeq names its product protein associated with LIN7 2, MAGUK p55 family member a (gene pals2a). Gene Ontology annotation, cellular component: plasma membrane; cell-cell junction. Gene Ontology annotation, molecular function: protein binding. The coding region runs from base 293 to 1945 and encodes 550 amino acids. Lineage: Eukaryota; Metazoa; Chordata; Actinopteri; Cypriniformes; Xenocyprididae. The transcript is spliced from 14 exons. The record is from RefSeq and is a predicted model, not a curated record.